Dama dama (fallow deer) is the source of this 4778-nucleotide messenger RNA. RefSeq names its product glycosylphosphatidylinositol specific phospholipase D1 (gene GPLD1). NCBI's taxonomy places the organism in Eukaryota, Metazoa, Chordata, Mammalia, Artiodactyla, Cervidae. The transcript has 25 exons. Gene Ontology annotation, molecular function: GPI anchor phospholipase D activity. Bases 10 to 2553 code for a protein of 847 amino acids. The record is from RefSeq and is a predicted model, not a curated record. Gene Ontology annotation, cellular component: extracellular matrix; extracellular region.
CUCGUCACCAUGGGAGCGGGGAGUAAUGAGAGCAUGUCUGCUUUCAGAUUCUGGUCAGGACUGCUGAUGCUGCUGGGCUUCCUUUGCCCUAGAAGUUCACCAUGUGGCGUUUCGACACACAUAGAAAUAGGGCACAGAGCUCUGGAGUUUCUCCACCUUCAGGAUGGGAGUAUUAAUUACAAAGAGCUGUUACUUAGGCACCGGGAUGCAUAUCAGGCUGGAUCCGUGUUUCCUGACUCAUUUUACCCUAGCAUCUGCGAGAGAGGACAAUUCCAUGACGUGUCAGAGAGCACUCACUGGACUCCAUUUCUUAAUGCAAGCAUUCAUUAUAUCCGGAAGAACCAUCCUCUUCCCUGGGAUGAGGACACAGAGAAAUUGAUAGCUUUCUUGUUUGGAAUUACAUCUCACAUGGUGGCUGAUGUCAACUGGCAUAGCCUGGGUAUUGAACAAGGAUUCCUCAGGACGAUGGCUGCCAUUGAUUUUCACAACUCCUAUUCCGAGGCACAUCCGGCUGGUGAUUUCGGAGGAGACGUGUUGAGCCAGUUCGAGUUUAAAUUUAAUUACCUCUCACGGCACUGGUAUGUGCCUGUUGAAGAUCUCCUGGGAAUUUAUAAAGAACUCUACGGCCGAGCAGUCAUCACCAAAAAAGCCAUUGUUGACUGUUCAUACCUUCAGUUCUUGGAAAUGUAUGCUGAGAUGUUAGCUAUUUCCAAGCUUUAUCCCACUUAUUCUGGAAAAUCCCCAUUUUUGGUGGAACAAUUUCAAGAAUACUUCCUAGGAGGGCUGGAUGAUAUGGCGUUUUGGUCCACUAAUAUUUACCGUCUGACAAGUUACAUGUUAAAGAAUGGGACCAGUAACUGCAACCUCCCUGAGAACCCUCUGUUCAUCACAUGUGGUGGUCAACAAAACAACACCCAGGGCUCAAAAGUACAGAAAAAUGGUUUUCAUAAAAAUGUGACUGCAGCCCUAACUAAAAAUAUUGGAAAGCAUAUAAACUAUACCCAAAGAGGAGUGUUCUUCAGUGUGGAUUCCUGGACCAUGGAUUCCUUAUCCUUCAUGUACAAGUCUUUGGAGAGGAGCAUACGUGAGAUGUUUAUUGGCAGCUCUCAGCCACUGACACAUGUUUCUAGCCCCUCAGCAUCUUACUACUUGUCACUUCCCUACACAAGGCUUGGUUGGGCGAUGACUUCGGCCGAUCUCAACCAGGAUGGAUACGGUGACCUGGUGGUGGGUGCCCCUGGCUACAGCCACCCAGGCCACAUUCACGUGGGCCGUGUGUACCUCAUCUAUGGCAAUGACCUGGGCUUGCCCCCCAUCGACCUGGACCUGGACAAGGAGGCCCACGGGAUCCUGGAGGGUUUCCAGCCCUCAGGUCGGUUUGGCUCGGCUGUGGCUGUGCUGGACUUUAACGUGGACGGCGUGCCUGACCUGGCGGUGGGAGCCCCCUCGGUGGGCUCUGAGAAGCUCACAUACACAGGUGCAGUGUACAUCUACUUUGGUUCCAAACAAGGACAACUGUCUUCUUCCCCCAACAUCACCAUCUCUUGCCAGGAUACCUACUGUAACUUGGGCUGGACCCUCCUGGCGGCAGAUGUGAAUGGAGACAGUGAACCGGACCUGGUGAUUGGCUCCCCUUUCGCUCCAGGUGGAGGGAAACAGAAGGGAAUUGUGGCUGCAUUUUACUCUGCCUCCAGUUACAGUGACAGAGAGAAGCUGAACGUGGAAGCUGCCAACUGGCUGGUGAGGGGAGAGGAGGACUUUGCUUGGUUGGGGUACUCCCUUCACGGCGUCGCUGUCAACAACAGCACUCUGCUCCUGGCUGGAAGCCCGACCUGGAAGAACGCCAGCAGUCAGGGCCACUUGUUCCGCACUCGUGAAGAGAAACAGAGCCCUGGACGGGUGUAUGGCUAUUUCCCGCCAAACAGUCAAAGCUGGCUUACCAUUUCCGGAGACAAGGCGAUGGGGAAACUGGGUACCUCCCUGUCUAGUGGCCACGUGAUGGUGAACGGGACCCGGACCCCAGUGCUGCUGGUGGGGGCCCCGACUCGAGAUGUCGUGUCUAAGGUGUCAUUCCUGACCAUGACCCUGCACCAAGGUGGGAGCACGCGGAUGUAUGAACUGACCCCUGACUCGCAGCCUUCUCUGCUCAGCACCUUCAGUGGAAACCGCCGCUUCUCCCGAUUUGGUGGCGUUCUGCACUUGAGUGACUUGGAUAAUGAUGGCUUAGAUGAAAUCAUCAUAGCAGCCCCGCUGAGGAACACAGACGCAACUGCGGGACUGAUGGGGGGAGAGGAUGGCUGUGUUUAUGUGUAUAAUGGCAAACAGAUCACCGUGGGUGACGUGACAGGCAAAUGCAAAUCAUGGGUAACUCCAUGUCCAGAAGAAAAGGCCCAAUAUGUACUAAUUUCUCCUGAAGCAGGCUCAAGGUUUGGGAGCUCUGUGAUCACUGUGAGGUCCAAGAAAAAGAAUCAAGUUGUCGUUGCUGCUGGAAGGAGUUCUCUGGGAGCCCGACUCUCUGGGGCACUUCAUAUCUAUAGCCUCAGCCAAGAUUAAAGGUUUCACUCCAUUUUCCUCACCUGUCCCCCUCUCUCGUGCUGAGUCAUCUUCUGGGUGAGCGUUCUGGGGGACAAAGUGGCGUAUCCAGGGGAGCCUUGGUGGACCUUACGACAGGUGGGGCUCCUGGGGGUGGAGACACACACACAGACUGGCUGCCAAGACACAGUAAGUGGUGACAACAUCGAAGUAUGUGAAACAGUGGAUGCGCUGGUUACUCGUGUCCCUUUGCAAAGCUUGUUUCCUGUGCACCUCAACUUAAUUCCUGACUGGCUUCCUGUGCUCAGACCUGCUGCACAACCCACUUCCUCUUCCACUUGAGCACCUGUGUCUUUCUGAUGCCUUGAAAGGCCUGUCUCUAGUUAUCUUAGGAAAAGCUCUGUAGCACAAUUCUUGCUAAAAACUGGUGACCCAUUCCAAUCAAAGUGAAACAGAAAGCACAGUACACAGGAGAAAAAGCAUGAGAGACAGAACGAGGAGAAAAGUACGGGGGUGAGGCAUAACCUCACAACUCCAAAAUCACGUUGCAAGUGAUGUGGUCCUUUCUUAUGAGGACUAUUGUGUCUUCAGUGUUUCAUACAGUGAAGGACAAAUAUAAAAAGUUAAAUAUCACCUGACUGUGCCCUCAGAUGCUUCUGGAGAAAUGACUGUCCUAACAACCGUUGCACCUAGUGAUCUUCUGCUAAUCUGAAGUCAUCUCAGGAAGCCUCAGGCAGUGGGAGACUGCCACAAGCCUUGCCAACAGAACCAGAACAGGAAGGAGAGAAAUCUGUCGUGAGCUGCAGGUGACUGUGCGGGACUCAGGAGUGAGGCAGGCUUGGCCUCCCUGCUUCCUGGGCUGGUCUCAGUGGAGCAGAUUUCAUCUGCCAGGCCUGGAGGGUAGAAUGUUUAAGGGAAGGGAAUGGACCACAGGAUUUCAGCUUCUCUAAAAUUCUGUGGGCACUGUUAUCCGUAAACUGUAACUAGUUGAUUCUCUAUCAGGGUAGAACCUCUUUUCUUCUGACACUAAUGAAAUGAUACUAAAACCAGGAAAAAAUUAAAAUGACCAGAGCCCGUCUCUUAGCUUCUCAGGGCAGUAAAGAGACUGGUCAGAGGACGUAGGGUUUUGGCUGAAGGGUAAGUUGAACUCGAAAUCAAAGGAAAAACCAGUAGAAUUACAACUGUGAGUAUAUAUUGAGUGUGUAUAUAGGAGAACAGCAUAAACAGGCUCACACCUAGACAGGACCUCUGGCUGACUCCCAGGACCGUCCCGUCCCUUCUUUCUCAAAGAGGUAUACUAGUUGCAUGGUUCCCUAUGGCAUAGUACAAAGCACACAGAAAUACCAUUUGCUUUUUGGUUAACAACUAUUUGCCUGCUCAACCUAUUUGAAGAAUUGUUUUUAUUAAAGUUUAUUUUUAGGGGACCAGAAAUGACUUACUCGUAUUCCCUUAUUCUGAGUGAAGAACAAGCUGAAGACGCUGCAUUUCAGUAAAGGUGUGCUCUCGGUACCGCAUCUCUUCAUUUAGAAGGAUGCAUACCUUCAUCAGGCCGCUGCUAAACAAAGUGUUAUGCUUGACUAAAUGAUCGGGCCAGUGUUUAAACAUAAUUAUUCUUUACCUGAAGAUUUAUAUUUUCCUGAACGUAAUAGCAACCAGCGGGAGGAGAUGGUUAAAAUUUACUAAGUUAGAAGCAGGUCUUCAUAUAGGAUAUUUAACCAUACUAACCUGUAUUAAGAAAUUAUAUAAAUUGUAUCCUACUGCAUGUAUGGAAAAUAUAUAAAAACCUGGCAUACAGAAAAAAACCUAAUACCUGACAGACUAAUAUAUUAUCUCAACAGGUGGAUUAAGUUUCCAUUCUACACUAAGUUAACUGUAAUUCUAAGCACUGGUUCUGACUUCAGCUGCUCAGUCGUGUCCGACUCACUGUGACCCCAUGGACUGCAGCAUGCUAGGCCUCCCUGUCCAUCCCCAACUCCUGGAGUUUACUCAAACUCAUGUCCAUUGAGUCAGUGAUGCCAUCCAACCAUCUCAUCCUCUGUCGUCCCCUUCUCCUCCUGCCUUCAAUCUUUCCCAGCAUCAGGGUCUUUUCCAAUGGUCAGUUCUUCGCAUCAGGUGGCCAAAAUAUUGUAGUUUUAGCUUCAGCAUCAGUCCUUCCAAUGAAUAUUCAGGACUGAUUUCCUUUAGGAUGGACUGGUUGGAGCUCCUUGCAGUCCAAGGGACUCUCAAGAGUGUUCUCCAACACCACA